Molecule: messenger RNA, 783 nt
Organism: Talaromyces amestolkiae
Lineage: Eukaryota; Fungi; Ascomycota; Eurotiomycetes; Eurotiales; Trichocomaceae
Exons: 1
Coding region: 1-783 (260 amino acids)
Molecular function (GO): S-adenosylmethionine-dependent methyltransferase activity
Source: RefSeq, a predicted model, not a curated record
AUGUCGCAAAACGCAUACGAUGAGCCUGUUUUCUUUGCAAACUACAGUGAGCUGCCUCGUUCGCAGAAAGGCCUCGAUGGCGCUUUAGAGUGGCCUCUGUUGCGGGAUUUGGUCGGAGAUGUGCAGGGAUACCAUGUGCUCGAUCUUGGAUGUGGUUUUGGGUGGUUCUGUCGAUGGGCAGUCGAGAGCGGAGCCCGAAAAGUACAUGGGAUUGAUGUUUCUCAGAAUAUGCUCCAGAAAGCAAAAGCUUUAACUACGCAUCCCGAGAUCACAUACAGUAUCGGCGAUCUUGAGGCAAUAGACUUGGGAGAGGACUCAUUUGACUUGGUUUAUAGCUCUCUGGCUUUUCAUUAUCUCACAGAUGUGAAAGAGCUCUUUGGACAAGUCUAUAAGCGACUUCAAGCCGGAGGGCGUUUUGUUUUCUCGAUUGAACAUCCCAUCUUCACUGCCCCUAUUGUUACUGCCCCAGCCUGGACGACAGGUGUCGAUGGAAACACUGUGUGGGGUGUUGACUCUUAUGCUGAAGAGGGCCUUCGCAAACGGGACUGGCUUGGGAAGGAAGUACACAAACAACAUCGCACGGUGGAUACCUAUAUCUCAUUGCUUCUGGCCAGUGGAUUUAUCUUGACGGCAGUUAAAGAAUGGACGCCGACGACUGAGUACAUUACUGAGUAUCCUGAGUGGAAGAGAGAGAGACAUCGUCCACUUUUCCUUAUUCUCGCUGCCCGAAAACCAGAAACGGAUGGAAGGCCAGGAUUAAAUCAUCAGUCAGAGUCACGGUAA